AUGAAUAAAGAGAGUUGCGGUCAAUACAGACCCCGACGAAGUGGUCGAGUGAUCGGUGGUGACGACGCGUCCAUCGAGGAGUUCCCGUGGCAGGUGUCCCUCCAGAAGUUCUCUAUCAACGGUAUUGUUCCCAUUCCUCACUUCAAGCACUUAUGCGGCGCAUCCAUCAUAAACCACGACUGGCUCCUCACAGCCGCUCAUUGUGUGGACGGUAUCGCAAACCAAAUACUUCCGAUGAACUUACGAGCUGUGAUUGGGACUGAUCUGUGGAGGAAUGCCUUAAUCCAGCCAUCCAUACAAAUACUGUCCAUCUCUAAGAUUAUAGUCCACGAGAACUGGGAUGAGAGCGCCGGCAAGAAUGACAUCGCAUUGAUUCGGACGAGUCGUCCCAUAAUAUUCAACGAGAAGGUCAACAGUAUUUGUAUUCCCGAUACUGAGCUCAACAUAACUAACAACGUUGUGGUCACCGGUUGGGGCAUGACUUCCGACCGAUCAUUAUUGGGUGGAGUACUGCCCAAUAGGCUCAAGAAACUGCACAUUCCUGUCGUUGAGAUGGAAAAGUGUCGCAAAAUUUAUAACUUUCAAACCUAUGAGAUAACUGACCGAAUGAUAUGCGCAGGGUCUUUUAGGAAUGGCCACUGUAUUGGCGCAUAUAUGGGCGAUUCCGGUGGACCCCUAAUCACUUACAUUGACGGUCGCGCCUAUCAAAUAGGUUUGGUUUCAUUUUCACUCCCCUGUCGCACCUAUAGUGCACCUGACGUUUAUACAAAAGUUAAUAAAUACUACAAAUGGAUUGAGAAAACUGUUGGCUAA
Molecule: messenger RNA, 813 nt
Organism: Oppiella nova
Lineage: Eukaryota; Metazoa; Arthropoda; Arachnida; Sarcoptiformes; Oppiidae
Source: the annotation of a GenBank genome assembly